AUGACUGAGGAAGACUUCGACAAGCAACUUCGAAAGGCUUUCCAAGAAUUACAAUCUCAAAUACUCGAAAGUAGGGAAAAACAGAAGAAUGCAGACGUUACAAAAGCUGCAAUGAAACAAAAUAUAAGAGUGGCAGAGAUUGUCAAGUCACAAUUGGAACAGCUUCCUAAAGACGAGGAUCGUGCUGUUUAUAGAAUUGUUGGUCGUGCAUUUUUGCAAGAGACAACGGCUUCAGGUUUGCUUUAUACGUUUAAGGGGAACAACGUUGUGCUCGAAAAGUGGUUUAGGCCGCAAUUAGUCUUGCGUCAGUCUGCAAGUAAUCUUGUUUGUCCGCAAGAUCUUACAGGAACAUUGAGGACUGAUUUAGGUUACUUGUUCUUGGAAUAAUUUUGUAGAUUCCAUAUCUUAUGUUUCUACUAGCCCAUCCUCCGGUUAACUUUUUUGGUUAUCUUAGAUCAUGAACCCUUGGCAUGUAUAGACUUACAAGUCCUCUGAGUCACCGCGUCGAUCCCUGUCAGUUUUACCCCUUACUAACUUAUGCCCAGUUCUGGCUCUGCUGUAAGCUAUUAAUCUCUUGCCGUCCUUUAGCUUUUUGAGGGUAGUUGGGCCUCUUUUCAGAACGGGCCUCUUUGUGGUCUUUAAACAUCUAAAUUUAAUUUUUUAUUCAAUUUAUAUUUAUCGUUUUGUUUUUAAGAGAUUCAACGCCAGAAUGCUGACAUCAAACUGUGCAAUGAGCGUAUAACUUUAAUGGAUAGGCAGAAGGAUUACUUGGCCAAAAGCAUUGCGGAUUCUGAGAAGAACUUGCGUGAGCUCAUUCAGACGAGACGUUGAAAAGAAAAGUUUGAAUGGAAUACCUUUUUUUUUGUUUUUUUUUGUCUUAUAUGCCCCUUUUUGUCAAUACAACAUUAAUUUUAAAUUUUUGUUUAUCUUUUUUUAUUUUUGUUCUUU
Molecule: messenger RNA, 948 nt
Organism: Meloidogyne enterolobii
Lineage: Eukaryota; Metazoa; Nematoda; Chromadorea; Rhabditida; Meloidogynidae
Source: the annotation of a GenBank genome assembly